Lichtheimia ornata is the source of this 1665-nucleotide messenger RNA. RefSeq lists its product as uncharacterized. The record is from RefSeq and is a predicted model, not a curated record. Lineage: Eukaryota; Fungi; Mucoromycota; Mucoromycetes; Mucorales; Lichtheimiaceae. Bases 1 to 1665 code for a protein of 554 amino acids. Gene Ontology annotation, molecular function: ATP binding; protein kinase activity. Gene Ontology annotation, biological process: protein phosphorylation. The transcript is spliced from 9 exons. Gene Ontology annotation, cellular component: nucleus.
AUGACCAGUGCCAUCUUAUCCACCAAAAGGAACCGUGGAUCCAACUGGGAAGCCGAGUUUUACAAGAAUGGCUACCCCAAAGAGAUUAUCGUGAUUGAGGAUACUCCACCUCCCGAUCAGGCGACUACGACAACGACAACGACAACGAACAAGUCGCAUGCCAAUGCAAGCUAUACGGUGGUGCCAGCCCCUGCACCUCCCACACCCUCAGCGUUCAAUAACACCACUAUGGCUCCUCGGUCCUCGUCCAAACGGCAACGACCAGCUCACAAUAAUAACGAGUCCACCAUGUCUACCAGUACGAUACCCAAUAACAAUCAUUUCUUGGCCACCAACAAACGAAGGCGGAGGCAUUAUCCACAACCAGUACCAACUCUAAACGCCCUGAACAAUGUUGUUACGGGUGUUCCAGCACCACCCAUAUCGCCAUAUUAUCCCACAAGCACAAUCGCUAAUACAACUACUACUGCUACUGCUACUACCACUACUGCAGCUGAUGCGGCGGCGACAGCAGCAGCAGCAGCCGUGGUACCCAAUUCCACUCACACAACCACAACCACGACCAACAUCACUUCAUCAAACAACACUUUUGAGCGACCACGAUCACUUGCUGAUAAGGAUGGCCAUUUUAUCGUUCGACAGGGUGACUUUUUAACGGAUCGAUAUCAAAUCCACGAGACAUUGGGGCAGGGUACUUAUGGCAAAGUAGUCAAAUGCUAUGAUCAUGUCCGGCGAUGUUCGGUGGCUAUCAAGAUUAUCCGAGCCAUUCCAAAAUACAAAGAAGCCAGCCAAACAGAAAUCCGCGUACUCGACACGCUCAAGGAUCGUGAUUCACUCAACUUUAACCAAUGCAUCCAUCUACUUGACUGGUUCGAAUACUGCAACCAUGUGUGCAUGGUGUUUGAGUUACUAGACCAAUCGGUGUUUGACUUUCUCAAGGCCAAUCACUUUGAACCAUUUCCCAUUAGCCAUAUUCAGCAUUUUGCCAAACAGCUGCUUACCAGUGUUGCAUUCACCCAUGAGCUCAAAGUCAUCCAUACCGAUCUGAAACCUGAAAACAUCCUACUCAAGAAUCAUAAAUACAGCGAAGUGCCUACAAACCGCACAAAGAACGGCAAAGUAAGGGUAUUACAUGACACAGAGAUCAUCCUGAUCGAUUUUGGAUCGGCUACUUUUGAGGAUGAUUACCAUUCUUCUGUUGUCUCUACACGACAUUAUCGGGCACCGGAGAUCAUACUUGGAUUAGGUUGGUCGUAUCCAUGUGACGUAUGGUCGAUUGGUUGCAUUCUUGUUGAAUUUUUCACAGGCGAGGCAUUAUUUCAAACACAUGACAACCUUGAACAUCUUGCCAUGAUGGAAAUGGUUCUAGGAAAGAUACCCGCUCGACUCGUUCAAAACGCAAGUCCGGAUGCAUCAAAAUAUUUCAGAAAUGGCCGGCUCAACUAUCCUGCCUCGGAUACGACUCCUCAAAGCCAAAAGUACGUCAAGAGUCUAAAGUCAUUGAAAAGCACCAUUCUACCACGAACACGCACCAACCUCGCCUUUUUGGAUCUGGUACAAAAAAUGCUCACCUAUGAUCCCAACAAACGUAUCACAGCAAGAGAAGCAUUACGGCAUCGAUUCUUUCACAUUGAUUUUGACGAGUUCGGUCGGGAAAUCGUCUAA